This is a messenger RNA of Penicillium mononematosum, 522 nucleotides long. RefSeq lists its product as uncharacterized. The transcript has a single exon. The coding region runs from base 1 to 522 and encodes 173 amino acids. Gene Ontology annotation, molecular function: carboxy-lyase activity. The record is from RefSeq and is a predicted model, not a curated record. Lineage: Eukaryota; Fungi; Ascomycota; Eurotiomycetes; Eurotiales; Aspergillaceae.
AUGCCAGUCCUACCAUCUCUAGAAGGCUCAACCUUCGACGUCGACAUCCGAGACCGCCACAUGAUCUACGACUACGCCGCAAAAGACACACAUGGCAAGCCCGAGAAAUGGCGCUACGAAAUGUGGUUCUACAACGAGGAUCGCAUCGUCUACGCCAUCCAUGGUGGUCCGAUGGCCGGCCGAAAGAACUUCCAAACUGCAACAUACCAGUGCAUUCGUCCUGGAGAACUAUGGCAGUGUAACUGGCUGGAAGAGACAGGCACAAUCUGUUCGCUUGUUUACGAUAUCCCAAACAAACGUAUUACAACUUUACUUGCUUUUUCAAAGGGACAUUGGACGCAGAAUGAGGCUGCUCGUGGUGAUAAGCGGACUCCGGAGGAUCUACAGCGUUGGAGGGAUUUGGCUAAGAUUGGAGAGUCGCAGGCUGACCGGGUACUUUUAAGCGAGCAGGCAGAUAUUCUGGAGGAUUUUAGGGGCCCUGGUAAUUUGGAAACUAUUCAGAUGGAGUGGCCUACCUUGUAA